This is a messenger RNA of Drosophila sulfurigaster albostrigata, 498 nucleotides long. RefSeq names its product myotrophin-like. The transcript has a single exon. Gene Ontology annotation, cellular component: nucleus; cytoplasm. The record is from RefSeq and is a predicted model, not a curated record. Lineage: Eukaryota; Metazoa; Arthropoda; Insecta; Diptera; Drosophilidae. Bases 45 to 410 code for a protein of 121 amino acids. Gene Ontology annotation, molecular function: protein binding. Gene Ontology annotation, biological process: regulation of barbed-end actin filament capping.
AUUAAUGUUUUGGAUAGAAUUUUACUUUUGCAAACUCUAGAAAUAUGUCUGAGAGCGAUGAAAGUUUGAUUUGGAAAAUAAAAAAUGGCGAAUUGGAUGAUAUACAAUGCGCCUAUCAAAAUUCAAAUCGAGAUGUUAACAAAUGGGUCGGAGGACGAACUCCUUUACAUUACGCAGCCGAUUUUGGGCAAUUGAAAAUGAUCAAGUUCCUGGUUGAUAUUGGAGCCAAUGUCAAUAGCGAGGACAAGUAUAAUAUUACACCUCUGCUGGCUGCCAUCUGGGAAGGGCAUACAGACUGCGUUGAGUUCCUUCUGGAAAAAGGAGCGAACAGUCAGGGUAUCACGCCCAAUGGCCAGAGAUAUGUGGAUGCAGCUGAGAAGGAUGAAAUUAAAAAAUUACUAAAAAUGUAGGCCUACAAAUAAUAAGCAGAGAAAGUAUAAGGUUUCUUUUUGCUGUUAAAAUCAGUUAAAUAAAAAUGUAUUAUUAAAAUAAAAAUCA